Molecule: messenger RNA, 729 nt
Organism: Zerene cesonia (dogface butterfly)
Lineage: Eukaryota; Metazoa; Arthropoda; Insecta; Lepidoptera; Pieridae
Product: MAGE-like protein 2
Exons: 3
Coding region: 20-625 (201 amino acids)
Source: RefSeq, a predicted model, not a curated record
ACUACGGGCUGGAUCUAAAAUGUACACUGUCCGAGCAUAUGUUUUGUGUGCCGUCCUGGCGACAUGUUACGCCGGCAGCCAGCAAUGGACACCAUACAACAAUAUGAACUUGCAGGCGUAUUUACAACAACAGAUGCAACAACAACACGAUCAACAGUUGCAGCCAAGCGAAUAUUCCAAUUAUGACGACGACAGUUCCGACCAUGGCGACUUCCACUCAUUUAACGGCCAUGAUUUACAACCUCAUUCGUAUCCAGUCCACCAACACGUUGAAGAAGAGAAUCCAGAACAGAUAAAACAUUACAAGGAAGUCAUCGUACCGCUGCCCAAGAACGUAGAGUUCAAGAUAAACCAGCCAGUUUUGAUACCAAUACCGCACCCUGUACCGAUUCAAGUCCCUGUACCUAAGGCGGUAGUUAUACCCAUUAUAAAAGAGGUAUCUAUACCCGUGGAGAAAUCUGUACCGUAUCCAGUAGAGAAGACAGUUCACGUGCCAAAGAUUAAAGAGGUCCCCUUUGAAGUUAUAAAACAUAUCAUAGUACCAGUGGAAAAACCCGUACCUUUCAAAGUCCCAGUAUAUGAAACUAUUAUACACACUAAAAAGGGAUCCCACAAAAUUCGUUGAUUGGUUGUUGUCUAGUUUCCAUGUUGUUGUUGAUUGUUUUAUGAGUGCGAGUGUUGUGUGUUGUAAAUAUUGUUAUUUAGUUGUUAAUCAGUUUUAAUAUUAUU